This is a messenger RNA of Knipowitschia caucasica, 447 nucleotides long. The record is from the annotation of a GenBank genome assembly. NCBI's taxonomy places the organism in Eukaryota, Metazoa, Chordata, Actinopteri, Gobiiformes, Gobiidae.
AUGUACGCCAAAGGCAAGAGCAGCAGCGUGCCGUCCGACAGCCAAGCCAGAGAAAAGUUAGCGCUGUAUGUGUACGAGUACCUGCUGCACGUCGGAGCUCAGAAGUCCGCACAGACCUUCUUAUCUGAGAUCCGAUGGGAGAAAAACAUCACAUUAGGGGAGCCUCCCGGGUUCCUUCACUCGUGGUGGUGUGUGUUUUGGGACCUGUACUGUGCCGCUCCUGAGAGAAGGGACACAUGCGAACACUCGAGUGAGGCCAAGGCUUUCCAUGACUAUGAAGGUCUGAGCACAGCUAAACCAGUGGGAGCCAAUGGGGGUUGGGGAGACCCCCAGUCUGUUUCCGUGGAAACAGAGCCCAGUCUGGGUCUGGUCCUCAUGGAGGAGGUGACUCACUGUAACAUCAUUGCCAUGGCAAUAAGAGUGAGCGGAGGAGCGCUGCUUUUCUAA